Molecule: messenger RNA, 1794 nt
Organism: Paramacrobiotus metropolitanus
Lineage: Eukaryota; Metazoa; Tardigrada; Eutardigrada; Parachela; Macrobiotidae
Exons: 3
Coding region: 402-1622 (406 amino acids)
Molecular function (GO): arylformamidase activity
Source: RefSeq, a predicted model, not a curated record
CUGUCGUGUUGCUCAUGAUCAGGAAAGUUACAUCGUUUUAUGGUUCUGUUAGGCAAAUUUCACACAGCGGGAUAGUUUCUAAACGAGAAUGUAUUCGGCAUUACUUGAACUCUUACAGUCGGAACAUUUAACAUUCUUAUAAUACACAGAACAGUUUUCGUCGCGACAAGAGCCAGCUUCUAGCUGGAAUCAGCGGGACACUGACCGAUUAUAUAAACUGUCGAAUCGAACAGCUUUAAUGCUGUAAUUUUAAAUAGUUUUGAUUUUUCUGUGUGUGUCAAUAUUCUACUGGACUGAAAUCACUAUAAAACCUUAACUAAACCUGUGCUCCCUUACGAAUGGAAUAACGCGAUAAAACCUGCAAAAUAAGCACUGCGCUGUGUAGCAGCGAUCAUGUGCGAAUGAUGGAAUGGAACAAACUUCCCCGAUCACAAUGGACAUCAUCCAGUCAAUCACGUGCCAGUAUGAUGAGAUUAUCUGCCGUGCCGCAUCGUCGUAUCAUCUUCCUGUUGAGCACAUGUUGCUGGCUUUUACUGCUGACCCAGCAUCGCCAUCAUUCCGCACACGCCGUCUCCGUAAUGGAUCUGCUCAACCUGCAGGAAUCCGAUGUCAUAGAUCUGACCCAUCCUUUCAACAACCAGACGGUCUAUUAUCCGACCAUGGAGCAGUUGGGAUUCACCUUCCAGCUGGGAACGGUGUAUCGCGGUGUGGAUAAGCGAGGUCAUUAUAGCGCGGCAUAUUGGUUCCAAGCUGCCGAACACGGCGGCACGCAUAUAGACGCUCCGCUGCAUACACAGGAAAACGGGAGUAGCGUAGAAGGGAUCCCUGUAACACAGCUCAUAGGCGCCGCAGUGGUCAUCGAUCUCUCUCGAGAAGCCCGCCGGAAUCCAGACUACAAGGUGUCCGUGGAGGAUUUCGAGAGCUGGGAGGCGCAGAAUGGUCGCAUCCCGUCCAAUUCUAUACUUUUGCUCAACUUUGGCUGGGCCCGUCGAUGGCCUAAUCGAAACGCAUUGUACGGGACCAAACAUUUUCCCGAAGACACCGUCUUCCGGUUUCCCGGUGUGAGUAUACGGGCAGCCAACUGGGUGCUCCGACAUCGCACGCCCAAAGCCAUUGGCACAGACGCACCGUCAAUCGAUCCCGGUAGUGAGCAACGACUCUUCCCGGUGCAGCAUCUUCUCGGUCGUGCCAACGUUAUCGUGAUUGAGUUCGUCGCCAACCUGGACCGGAUGCCGCCAAUCGGCGCGAUCGUCAUCGGUCUUCCAAUGAAAAUCGAUGGCGGCAGUGGAGCGCCUGUGCGUCUAAUUGCCGUGCAGCUGCAGAAUGCUUUCUUUCCCUCAGACGAUAUGUUCACACCGGCCCCGGUAACCAGACGCAUUAAAGGUCAACGCAAGAAUGCCACGGCCGCACGUGACCGGCUGGCCGUCACCUCCAUCGAGCCGGUCAGUCCAACGCCUAACCCGACCAAUACACGCGUCACAUCCAAGGGAUCUAAAGAUCAUUUGGACAGAUCGAAAAUAGUCGCGGCCAACAACAACUGCUGGCGUCCUGCUAUAAGCAAUAAUAUCAUGCGACAUUUGAUCCUUUUAAGCAUCUAUUCCAUCCUGUUAACAGUCAGAUAGUACCCGGCACAGUCUCGUGAAAUUUCGAAGCGAUUUGUUUCUAAACAUUCUUCACAUUUUUAACAAAUCAGCUGGCCUAGUACAGCGCAUACAAGUUGGUACAGAUUAUUCAUUAAAGCCACCGGCUACUGCACAUGUUGGAAGGGAUCAAGUUGCAGUUGCGUCGCUAAAG